This is a messenger RNA of Owenia fusiformis, 1445 nucleotides long. The record is from the annotation of a GenBank genome assembly. NCBI's taxonomy places the organism in Eukaryota, Metazoa, Annelida, Polychaeta, Sabellida, Oweniidae.
GAAGAAGCUUUUGUGAAACGUCAUGUGUAAUUCCAGCAAGUAACAAUAGGAGUUUGGUUGCAGUUUAGAUGCAGUUUUAAUGCAAUGGACUUAGGAUUAACACAAUGAACUUAUGGAUCAAAACUUGGAGUCGACAAAUGAAAAUAUAGAUCCAAGGCCAUAUAUCAAUAUAUUGCAUUUUAAAAUAAGUUGCUAUCAAGCCAGAUGAACAGUAAUCCACGAUGCCUCGCAAUGCAGUGUAUGUUAUAAUUCUAACUUGUGGUAUGGUUUAUCUUUUUAUAAUAUAUCAUUUCAGUAAAGGGACCCAUAGGCCAUCAAUGAUGGGUUCAAAACCAAAGGAGAACCCACGACCAACAACGUGUGAAGAACUUACAAGGAAGCUGCCCAAGACUGUUCCAAAGCAAAAUCACUCGCAACCAAAAGAGUUCUUUGAUUUAUCACACAACAAUUUUGCCUACUUAGAUGACAUCAGAUAUAUUCAUUCUCCAAAGGAUUUAUGCAAAAGAAAUUCAGGGAAAGAGAAACUUAUUCUGAUUGUUAUCAUGACAGAUACUUUAGAUAGUGGUCAUAUCUUCAGGAGGGCUAUAAGAGCCACAUGGGCAAAUAUAACAGAACACAAUGGCUGGUCUAUAAGAACUGCCUUCAUACUUGGAAUAUCACUAAAUGCUGACAGAAUGGCAAACAUUUCACACGAAAGUCACCAAUACAGAGAUAUAAUUCAAGGAAGUUUUAGUGAUGGCUACAAUAAUUUGACUAGCAAAACAAUGACAGGUUACCGAUGGGCCCAGCAAUUUUGUCAACAUGCUUCGCUUAUCAUGCGGGCCACCCAUGACACAGUAGUGAAUAUCCCUCAAUUUGUACAAAUAUCGGGAGAGUUGUUUGAUUCAGAGGUAACUAGAAUUUACUUAGGUGAAAUCUAUAGGAAUAUCACACAUUAUAAAACAGGAAAAUGGACGUUUAAGUGCUCCAUUGAAUGGCCCAAUGAAAUAUUCUCGCCAUAUGCGGCAGGUUCAGGCUUUGCUGUCUCCAUGGAUUUAGCUAUUGAGCUGAAUGCUAUGUUCUGUAGGACUCCAUUCAUUUUCCCAGAUGAUAACUAUAUUGGAGAAUUGGUUGAUGUUUUAGGUAUAAAGCCAUACCCUUCGAUCAAUUUCCAACAGUUUUAUAUCUUCAAUACAAUGAAAUUUGGCAGAGUAAAAAAGAGACAUAUAGUAGUUCAUUUUUUAAGGUGGGAUUCAAAAGAAGUUGAAGAACAUCCUGAAUCUCUAUACAAGCAAAUCGAAAUGGUAAAUCAUGCCUUAAUGCAUAAUAACAAAUAAACAAGUGCACGGAGUUUGUUGAAUCACACGUAAGCAAAGGUGGGGUGAUGGGGGUCGGAACCUGAGAUUACUUAUAUAAAAGGAAAAAUCACAAUCAAUAUGGUAAAGCCGUAAUAUGACGUAACGUAU